AGACUUAAGUGGGAAUCCGUUUUUUUGUGAUUGCAACCUGGCCUGGCUCCCCCAUUGGGUUGAAGAGAGAAACGUGAAAGUGUCCCGUCCGUCCGAGACUCAGUGCGCUCAGCCUCUGGAAUUGGCCGACCUUCCGGUUUUCAAUGUCUCCUUCAGUGACGCAACUUGCGGAGCUGAUUAUGUUGCCUGCCUGCCGGACAACAGCACAGGCGGAGCCGAGUCCGUCGUCCGAUUCACUUCCCGUUUGCCACAGAACCUGACGGAGGAGAUGUGCAGUGCACUGUGCUAUGCCGACGGGCAAGACUAUGGGGGCUUCAGUGAGGAAGCCGACUGCUUUUGUGGCUUUGCUCUGGAGCCCAACGUUUCCUCCGGCUGUUUGCCCUUCUGUGCCAGGCCCCUGGCCGGACCCCUCUGUGGGGGCCCAAUGCUGCUUUCCAGGGUCUUCCCGGCUGUGCUGCCCGUGUCCUUGGAGGGCCCCAGGACACCGUGCAAUGCUUACCAAGAGGUGGCUUUCAUUCUCCACCUACCGGUUGCUGUGGGAACCAUUCAGUGGGACUUGGGGGAUGAAACGGGGCUUUUCAAUACCACCAAGACCAUCGUCCUUCAGGUCUACACAUUGCCAGGACUCUUCAACGUCACAGCCACUGUUUUUGUCAGCAACCGGUUUAUCUCGGCGCAGACCAAAAUCGAGGUACUGGCAUCCCCAGAGGAAAUGGCGCUUCAGUGUCCGUCUUUGGUGAAGACCAAUGAAAGUUUACAGCUACAUAUAAGGAACCGCGGAGGAACUGGCCUCUCGGUGGCCUACAACAUCACUGUCCAGGACCAGGAGCCUGGAAGAGUGGUCAUUCCUGGUUGCCCCUCGGACAGCGUGGUCUUCCCUGGGAACAGACACUGCUAUUGGCUCGGAGCGGAGAAAGCAGAAUGGCUGGAGGCCCAGAGGCUUUGCCAAGAGCACGGCAGUGGAAGUCUGGCCUUUGUCAGCAGCCCCGAAAUCCAGAGCUUCUUGGUCUCCAGUGUCACCAGGUAA
Notechis scutatus (mainland tiger snake) is the source of this 1027-nucleotide messenger RNA. The record is from RefSeq and is a predicted model, not a curated record. NCBI's taxonomy places the organism in Eukaryota, Metazoa, Chordata, Lepidosauria, Squamata, Elapidae.